This is a messenger RNA of Tribolium madens (black flour beetle), 2545 nucleotides long. RefSeq names its product sodium-dependent serotonin transporter-like. Gene Ontology annotation, biological process: sodium ion transmembrane transport; serotonin uptake. The coding region runs from base 192 to 2006 and encodes 604 amino acids. Lineage: Eukaryota; Metazoa; Arthropoda; Insecta; Coleoptera; Tenebrionidae. The transcript has 9 exons. The record is from RefSeq and is a predicted model, not a curated record. Gene Ontology annotation, molecular function: serotonin:sodium:chloride symporter activity; serotonin binding. Gene Ontology annotation, cellular component: membrane; neuron projection.
GGAAGGCGCAACCUGCAGUGGUUCGCACGCUCCAGUCCAGUUCGCACGUCAUAGCAGCAGCAGCAGCAGCAGGAAGAGAAGAAGCGCACCAGCACGCAUUUCCGCGCGGUCGAGCAUGCCACCUGACACCAGACCACCGCCACUUUAAAGGGAUGAACUCGUGUCCUCGCCCCUAAUCCACCUCCAGCGCAAUGUCGGAGGCCGAGGGCGACUGCAAGGAGAACUCGCAUCCUCCGGGCGAAAACUGCAAGAAGUCGCCAGUGAAGGGCAAAGAGUGCAAGAACUCGAAGCCGCAGCAGCAGCCCAAAGACCCCACUCGUGUCGUGGUGGUGGCUUUGACUCCCGACCGCCGCCGAGAGACAUGGAACAAGAAAGUGGAGUUUCUGCUAGCGGUGGUGGGAUUCGCCGUCGACUUGGGCAACGUCUGGAGGUUCCCCUACAUCUGCUACCAGAACGGAGGCGGUGCGUUUUUGAUCCCCUACACCAUAAUGCUGAUAUUCGGCGGUUUGCCCCUCUUCUACAUGGAGCUCGCUUUGGGGCAGUUCCACCGCAGCGGAUGUCUCACGAUCUGGAAGAGAAUCUGUCCGGCACUAAAAGGAAUUGGAUAUGCGAUUUGUUUGAUCGACAUCUACAUGGGGAUGUACUACAACACCAUCAUUGGCUGGGCGCUGUAUUAUUUAAUUGCGUCGUUUCAAUCGGAGUUGCCGUGGACGAGUUGUCACAAUUCUUGGAACACCAGAGACUGUCGACCUGUUACUGCCCUCAUCGGCGUCAACAGUAACUCCUCAAGUCCUGCCAAAGAAUUUUUCGAACGAGAGGUGCUAGAACAAUACAAAUCCGAUGGCCUCAACAGAAUGGGUCCUAUUAAGCCGGCAUUAGCUCUGUGUGUCUUUGCGGUUUUCGUUCUUGUUUAUUUCUCGCUGUGGAAGGGCGUUCGCAGCACCGGAAAGGCGGUGUGGAUAACAGCCUUAGCCCCCUACGUCGUCCUCAUAAUCCUCCUCUGUCGGGGGGUCACCCUCCCCGGGGCCGCCGAAGGCAUCCGCUACUACCUCACCCCCGAGUGGCACAAACUCAACAAUUCGCGCGUGUGGAUCGACGCUGCUUCGCAAAUUUUCUUCUCACUCGGGCCGGGCUUUGGCACUCUUCUAGCCCUCUCGAGUUACAACAAAUUCAACAAUAACUGCUACAGAGACGCGCUUUUGACCAGUAGUAUCAACUGUCUGACGAGCUUUUUGGCCGGUUUUGUGAUUUUCUCGGUCUUGGGGUACAUGGCCCACGUGCAACAUAAAAGCAUCGAGAUGGUGGGGCUGGAGGGGCCGGGGUUGGUGUUUAUUGUGUAUCCGGAGGCCAUUGCGACGAUGACCGGCUCGGUUUUCUGGUCUAUUAUUUUUUUUCUUAUGUUGAUUACGUUGGGGUUGGAUAGUACGUUCGGGGGGCUGGAGGCGAUGAUCACGGCGCUGUGUGAUGAGUACCCCAAGGCAUUGGGGAGGCAUAGGGAGAUUUUCGUGGCGGCGCUGUUGUUCGGGAUCUACAUUUGUGCCUUGCCGACGACAACUUAUGGGGGCGUCUACUUAGUGAACAUGCUGAACGUUUACGGCCCCGGCUUGGCCAUCCUUUUUGUCGUUUUCGUGGAAGCGGCAGGAGUUUGUUGGUUGUAUGGCACCGAUAAUUUCGCACGAGACAUCGAAAAGAUGAUUGGUCAUAAGCCGGGGAUUUUUUGGAGGAUGUGUUGGAAAUAUAUUAGUCCUGUUUUUCUCUUGACAAUUUUCAUUUUCUCCCUUCUAAGCCACGAACAAAUGUUGGGGACUGAAUAUGAGUACCCCGAGUGGAGUUUCAAAGUUGGUUAUGCCCUAACAGCUUCGUCCAUUAUGUGCAUCCCUCUUUAUAUCGUUUAUAAAUUUGCAAUAACUCCGGGAAGCUUGGUUCAGAGGUGGAAAAUGAUCUGGAAGCCCGAGCACUCCUCCGACAACAGCACCCUCACGUACUGUGGGGGCACCGAAGUGUGACCAACGAGUAUUGUCAAAUCAUACACCAUCGAGUGGCUAGUUUAGUUAUUGAUUUCACCUUUUUCGGGUUAAAUACCAGCCAUAUUUCACCCGAAGUCGCGGAUUAAAAGGGUUGAUUUAAAACGUUUCGUUGUUUUAGGUGUUUUGCGGCGAAAAUGUAACAACAGCCAUUGUUACACUCUCGCAAUCCUAGUCUAGAGAGUAUUAAAGCGGGUGUUCUAGUUCUAGACUUAGCUGAAUGUCGCUUUCUUUGUUCGGGGGUGCACCACCCCGCGUAGUGAACUCCAUACGUAAAAACGUACAAAAUCCUAAACUGACAAAGUUAAAUUUAUCGACAAUAAUGAUCGGGUUUGAGUUCGGUACUAAACAAAAAUCGGGCCUACUUUUGUGAUACACUUUCUGAGCGAAAAGCAGCCAAGUUUCGCCCAGAAAUGGUUAGUUUCUUUGUGCCAACUGUUUGUUUCACUUGUAGCACUUUAGGAAUUGAGAUAUUUGUCCGAUCAAACUUAAACAAUGGAAUAUUAAAAAAAUAAACAAGU